AUGAGAUACGGUAAAAUGGGUGACCCACCGCACACCACACCACGACACCAUGGGCAUGCCUUGCCUGCUGCAUCUGCGGAUCAUCUGGCCUGCCUUGGGUCGGUGGAUGGCGGGAGAGGACUCGAUGAAAAGCUUGAGGUGGGUGAUGCUGGAUGUUGGGUGCCGGGUGAGGCAACCCAUGACAACUAUCCGUCCUCUCUUCCCGUCUCUGGUCUCUUCCGCCCAGAACGGCAGACCUGGACGGAGUACAGAGUAGAGAUUCUCGAGGACGGCCAGCUGCCUGUUCACGCGCGCCUCAACCGCAACAAUCCCACGCUUUUAUGA
This is a messenger RNA of Arthroderma uncinatum, 324 nucleotides long. RefSeq lists its product as uncharacterized. Bases 1 to 324 code for a protein of 107 amino acids. NCBI's taxonomy places the organism in Eukaryota, Fungi, Ascomycota, Eurotiomycetes, Onygenales, Arthrodermataceae. The transcript has a single exon. The record is from RefSeq and is a predicted model, not a curated record.